Naegleria fowleri is the source of this 744-nucleotide messenger RNA. RefSeq lists its product as uncharacterized. Gene Ontology annotation, molecular function: GTPase activity; GTP binding. The coding region runs from base 1 to 744 and encodes 247 amino acids. NCBI's taxonomy places the organism in Eukaryota, Heterolobosea, Eutetramitea, Acrasida, Naegleriidae. The transcript has 4 exons. The record is from RefSeq and is a predicted model, not a curated record.
AUGUUAUCGUUAUUCAAGAAUUUGUUUGGCUUUGGAAAGAAGAAGAAAGAUGAAAUGAAAAUCACGGUCAUGUUGAUCGGACUAGACAAUGCGGGAAAAUCCACGUUUUUAGCAGCACUAAAAGGGCAUGCUGAUUUCAAACCAAUGCCAACAGUAGGAUUUAACAGAGAAACCUUAAAGCACCAGCAUUACGAAAUUACAUAUUUUGAUGUGGGAGGAGGAGCAAAUAUUAGAUCAAUAUGGCCAAAUUAUUUUCCCUCAAUACAUGGAGCAAUUUUUGUUGUGGAUUCUGCUGAUGAAAAGCGACUUGAGGAAGCUCAGAAAACACUUGAAGAAAGUAUAAAACACCCAUAUUUCAAAGGAAAACCGUUGUUGGUUCUCGCAAACAAAAAAGACCUUCCAAACUCUUUGGAUCCUUCUGAAAUAUCUGAAAAACUUAAGCUGCAUGAACUAGCUCAAUAUGUUUCAAGUUUCAACAUUCUUCCUUCCAUAGCUAAAAGAGAGCUUACAAAAAACAAAUUAGAUGAUCACAUUGUGAAAGGGCUCGACUGGUUGAGCAACGAAAUUGAAAAGAAUAUAGAAGAACUUUCCAAAAGAAUCGAGAAGGAAGAGAAGGAGUUCGAAGAGGAGGAAAAACGGUUAGCAGAAGAAAAAUGGGAGCGAGUAAGGAAAAUGAGGGAGGAGAGACUAAAGCAACAAGAAGAAGAGGAACGAAAAAAGAAAGAGCAAGAAUCAAAAGAAUGA